AUGUCAGCGCCCAUUGCCUCGACGCCAUCUAAGCGGAAGAGGGAGGAUUCCAUCUCCUCGACAAAGGAUGUGAAACUGCCCCCAGCUCGCAUUGCGCGCCUGGGCGACGCGGCUGCAAAGAAGAGGGUUAGCACGGUGCGCGACACCCUGCGUACUCCUCUGGGCAACAAGACAAACAUGAUAGAAGAAUCCUCGAAUGGACUCGGCAAGGUCAAUCUCAAAACUCCCCUUCAAUCCAAGAUGCGAGACACCGGCAAGACGCCGCAGACCCAAGCACGCAUCGCGAAGAUUCCUGGUGCGGCUGGUGCUGGGGUGGCGCAAUCGGCGGUCGCCGGACGCGCUAAGCCUCUCGAUCGCCUGCGGCCCGGUCCGCCGAAGCUCUCUCUGCCGGCUCAGACGCCACAGGGCAUCAACAAGAUCUCCAUAAUCGAGAACAAGGAGAACCUGCCUGUUCCGAGUGGAUCUCUAAGCAGCCUGAUCGAGCAGGCCGGCUUCGAGGAAAGGGCCAAAACGCUGGAGGACGAGUUUGCACGCAAGAACAAGGAGGCUGAAGAUGCCUGGAACUGUACGUAG
Acanthamoeba castellanii str. Neff is the source of this 573-nucleotide messenger RNA. RefSeq lists its product as uncharacterized. NCBI's taxonomy places the organism in Eukaryota, Discosea, Longamoebia, Acanthamoebidae. Bases 1 to 573 code for a protein of 190 amino acids. The transcript has 2 exons. The record is from RefSeq and is a predicted model, not a curated record.